AUGACUUGUCAUCAGCUUGUCGAACAUGAAUAUUACUUUUUCUUGGAUGGAUACUCAGGCUACAAUCAGAUUGUAGUAGACCCCAAAGACCAAGAGAAGACUUCCUUUACUUGUCAUUAUGAUGUCUUUGCAUAUAGGAGAAUGCCCUUUGGAUUGUGCAAUGCACCUGCCACAUUCCAAAAGUGCAUGCUCUUCAUAUUCUCUAACAUGAUUGAAAGGUUUAUUGAAGUGUUUAUGGAUGACUUUUCUGUAUUUGAUGAUUCAAUUUCUAAGUGCUUGCACCACCUUGCCUUGGUGCUAAGAAGAUGUCAAGAAACCAACCUAGUUUUAAAUUGGGAAAAGUGCCAUUUCGUGGUCACUGAAGGGGUGGUUCUUGGUCACAAGAUCUCCAAAAGAGGCAUAGAGGUGGACAAGGCUAAGGUGGAAGUAAUUGACAAGUUACCUCCACCUUGCAAUGUCAAAGCAAUUAGAACUUUCUUGGGGCAUGCUAGAUUUUAUAAAAAGUUUAUUAGAAAUUUUUCAAAGAUUUCCAAACCUCUAAAUAUAGCCAAUUUCAAGGCCAUUGGAGAGCUACCCACCAACAUCAAUAAACACAUGAGGAGAAAGUUAAUCAAUGAUGCUAAUCAAUUAAGAAGGUGUAUUUCUCAUGAGGAAGGACAAGAGGUCCUUUGGCAUUUCCAUGGAUCUAGUUAUAAAGGACAUUUCAGUGGAGAAAGGACUGCCGCCAACGUACUGCAAUGUGGCUUCUUUUGGCCUAUAAUAUUCAAAGAUGCUAAAGAGUUGGUGACAAGGUGCAAUGAAUGUCAAAGAGCUGGAAACCUACCCAAGAAAAAUGAGAUGCCACAGAGGUUCAUCAUGGAGUUGGAGUUGUUUGAUGUAUGGGAGAUUGAUUUCAUAGGACCAUUCCCACCUUCAUACUCAAACAAUUACAUAUUGGUGGCUGUGGAUUAUGUGUCAAAAUGGGUAGAAGCUAUAGCUACUCCAAUAAAUGAUAAUAAAGUAGUGAUCAACUUCUUGAGAAAGAACAUAUUCAGCUGGUUUGGGGUUCCCAGAGCCCUUAUAAGUGAUGGGAGAACUCAUUUUUGCAACAAGCAACUUGAGACACUCCUCCUAAAAUAUGGUGUCAAGCACAAGGUAGCAACCCCAUAUCAUCCACAAACCAAUGGUCAAGCUAAGAUUUCAAAUAGAGAGCUCAAGAGAAUCCUUGAGAAGACUAUUGGGAACUCAAGAAAGGAUUGGUCCAAGAAGCUAGAUGAUGUACUAUGGGCUUAUAGAACAGCUUUCAAGACACCUAUUGGCAUGUCUCCAUACCAAUUGGUGUUUGGAAAGGCUUGUCAUCUACCAGUGGAGCUUGAACAUAGAGCAUUUUGGGCUCUAAAGAUUUUAAACUUUGACAAUCAAGUUGCUGGGAAAAGAAGACUACUACAACUCAAUGAGCUAGAAGAAUUCAGAACUCAAGCCUAUAAAAAUGCCAAAAUCAACAACGAGAAAACAAAGAAAUAG
This is a messenger RNA of Arachis stenosperma, 1503 nucleotides long. RefSeq lists its product as uncharacterized. Gene Ontology annotation, biological process: DNA integration. The record is from RefSeq and is a predicted model, not a curated record. The coding region runs from base 1 to 1503 and encodes 500 amino acids. Lineage: Eukaryota; Viridiplantae; Streptophyta; Magnoliopsida; Fabales; Fabaceae. The transcript has 2 exons. Gene Ontology annotation, molecular function: nucleic acid binding.